AUGGAGAAAGUCGAAGCUCUUGUGGACCGUGCUAAACACCUAGUACUUCAUGAGCCACCCGAGACACCAACACACACCGUGGACAAAUUCCACCCAUCUUUGGACGAUCAUAUCCAAGAGAUCUACAAGACAGUUAAUGCAUAUGCUCCAACUACAAACUAUUUCCUCCAGGAAAUGCAACAUGACACUACAAUCGCAACUUCCCCUGAGCCUGUCGCCGACGUUUUGGCUUCUCUGGAUACCUUUCGUGCCUACAUGAAAGAUGCGAACUCAUCUGCGAUGGCACUAGAAGAAGCCCUGGAUCUUUCUGCACCUAUUUCGGAUUAUUUCAUCUCGUCGAGCCACAACACUUAUUUGACGGGUAAUCAGCUGUACAGCGAUGCUGCUGCUAGUGCCUAUGUAUAUGUCCUCCUCCGCGGCUGCAGGUCGGUCGAGAUUGAUGUCUGGGAUGGAGAAUUGGACACCCCAAACUCAAGCGACGACGAGAAAAGCAGCGACAGUAGCAGCAGUGAUUCAGAGACAGAAGAAGGCAGCAGUACUGGGAGCAAGUUGAAAGAAAAGACGAAGGCCAAGAAAAGUGGUCAGGAAAAACCCACUAAAGCACAGAAAGGAUCAGUCGCGUCCAAAUUGGAAGCCAAACUCAACGGUAUACUUCGUCGCAAAUCCGUCAAGUCGCCCCAGCGACCAUCCCACGAAGAGACCGCAACGAGCCAUAUGCCUGUUCCCAUUGAGCCUCGUGUUCUGCAUGGCCAUACCCUAACCAAGGGCACUACAUUCCGUGAAAUCUGCUAUGCAAUCCGUGACAGUGCAUUUGUUGCCAGCGAUCUCCCAUUAGUCAUUAGUCUCGAGGUACAUGCCUCUCUUGAACAGCAACAGACGAUGGUCGACAUCAUGCUGGAGGCGUGGAAAGGAUUGCUCGUGGAGGCUCCUCCGAGUGGGGAAAACCUUCCCUCGCUGGCUGAUCUGAAGAAGAAGAUCUUGAUUAAGAGCAAAUGUGUUCCACCCAGCGCCGAGGGUGAGAAAUCGGAAGGAGAAGCUCUGACGCCGCAGAAAUCCGAUGAUAAGUCCUCAGAGCAGCAACCACCGAAGCCAUCAAAGAUUCUGGACGCUCUAGCCAAGAUGGCUGUUUAUACUCGCGCGUAUCAUUUCAGCCAUUUUGAUCAACCGGAGGCCAAAGUUCCUCUCCAUGUGUUCUCGCUUUCGGAGAAAGCAGCGCGAGAAGCCCAUGUCAACCAUCGUGACGCCUUGUUUGAGCACAACCGAAGAUCCAUGAUGCGUAUCUACCCGUACGCAUUCCGAGUCACCUCGUCAAACUUUGACCCAACAUUCUACUGGCGGCGUGGCGCUCAGCUAGUAGCAUUAAACUGGCAGAACCUUGACAAGGGCAUGAUGCUCAAUCACGGAAUGUUUGUCGGAAGUCACGGCUGGCGACUGAAGCCCGCCGGGUACCGAAGUGAUAAAAACUCUCCGACCAAUGUUAUCGAGCGCCGCAGCUUAACCCUCUCAAUCGAGAUAUACGCCGCACAGGACCUCUCUCUGCCGCCGGGCGACCACAGCGAGAGGGGAUUUAAACCCUAUGUGAACUGUCAGCUGCACGUCGAAGAACCAGAAGGCGAUGUUGCCCCGGACCAGGACGACGCGAGUUCCGACACAGAGAAGAGCAGCUACAGGCGGUACACGAAGAGUUCUUCAGGUCGGAACCCGGACUUCAAGGGUCAGAAGUUGGAAUUCCCGACCGUGACGGGGAUAAUUGAGGAGUUGAGUUUCCUACGGAUCAAGAUCAAGGACGAUGAGAUCGGUCGGGAUCCAUUGGCUGCAUGGGCUUGCAUCCGACUUGACCGGCUGCGGGAAGGCUACCGGCUGAUUCAUCUCCAUGAAUGCGUCGGCGACAAUGCCGGGGGUAUAUUGCUAGUUAAUAUUGUGAAGCAGUUUUCUUAG
This is a messenger RNA of Penicillium expansum, 1938 nucleotides long. RefSeq names its product putative phosphoinositide-specific phospholipase C. NCBI's taxonomy places the organism in Eukaryota, Fungi, Ascomycota, Eurotiomycetes, Eurotiales, Aspergillaceae. The coding region runs from base 1 to 1938 and encodes 645 amino acids. The transcript has 4 exons. The record is from RefSeq and is a predicted model, not a curated record. Gene Ontology annotation, molecular function: phosphatidylinositol-4,5-bisphosphate phospholipase C activity. Gene Ontology annotation, biological process: phosphatidylinositol-mediated signaling; lipid metabolic process.